AUGAUGACGCCACGAGAUCAGCGUCUUUCACAUGCCCCGUCCUUCGUAGAAACUGAUCUAGCCAUGGAGGGAUUUGGCUGUCUAUUUAUACCAUCACUGGCUCCACUCUUUUCUACAAGCAGAACCGAGAGAGUAUUUCCGCCAUUGAAUGGAAUUACUUUGUCCACUAACCAAAUUAUAUUUAGCUGGUUGUAUAUCGAUGCAUUCUCGGACAAAAAGUUAGAUGCUCAUCCCCUGAGGCUGUUAACAAUAACGAGGACAGGACCAUGUCAUCUAGCCUGCCUGACAAUUCAGAUCAGUCCAAUUGAUCGCAGUUUAUUGAUAUCUACAGAUGAGCAUGAAAACCCCGGAGGUGAUUUGGAGAAGGAAGCGAAAAUACCCUCUGAAAAAGCGACUGUGUACUUGAACGGCCGAAUUGUCUCUACGCAAAAGCUACAAUACAUCGUGCAGACUGCGGGUGGGGCAGCUACGCAGUUGGCACAGACUCACGUUGUGAAUGCCAUGAUCGGCACUUUACCAAGCAUGAGAAGACCGAGUCGGUUGAGGUAUCGCUUAGCCUCUUCUUUCCUCAUCGAAGAGCCAUUGUCAUCAGAGGCAAUUCGCAGUAUUUAUGAUUUGCAACCACACUAUGUUGGAAGUUUGCAGGCAAUAGGGCCGGAACGAACAUCUUUAGUGCAGGAAGAAAAGAUCGUCUUUGCUCUUAAUGGAAUGGCUACCAGCGAGAUGACUCUUGCCAAGAUUCGCACUUUGUACAACAAAUUGGAUGCAGAAAUAUUAGCACCUCAUCUUGGCAUCUCAUCAAGUGACAAUAGCACGCCACUUAGGAUAUUGCUGAAUACGGUAUCACAUGCUCCUGGAGCUGGGAGAGCUUUUGGGGCAGUGAUUAUUGGAUAUUUGGGCAUGCGCACUUUCAUCCCUAGACCCGUACCUCGUCUUCUUGACUCUAUGGGCGGAUUUGCUUGUCUGUAUGGUUUAGUGGCUAUGGCGACUGAUUCAGAAGGACUCUACGCAAGCUUGAAAGCGGUUGUUUCAGCCGUAAGGUCAAAUAGCAAUCUACAAGCGACUUUGCACGCUAAUAGAGCCUAUCAGACUCUGGCUGUACUUCUGGAAGACAAAGCAAACUUGCUGAACUCUCACAUCAUGCAUAUGAUAUUCAGCAUGGCCGGAACACUGGAUACAGCCAGAGAAAUAGCGACCAUCCCGAACGCUCAGGCAUUUGAGGAUCUGCUUUGUGAUCUAGAUGUCUGGGCAAGUGCACCUGAUGAGCAGCAUAGAAUGCUUUAUGAGCACUUCUACGAACUCAUUACAGAUCACCAGCGGGAGAAUCUGGCUAUUGUACGACGAUCACCGUUGCUAUCUAGAGUGCUUUUCGCUUUGUUUGAUCGGCCGCAGUUACUGUGGGCAACAAAUGAAAUAGUCUUCAGUCUGCUCUCAGCGAUCGUUCAGCCACAAUGUGAUAAUCGCAGUAUGCUUAAAUUGGGGCAGGCAAUAGCUGCCACGCUGCCAACAACAGCUGAAGAUCUUGUUGUGGAAUCACGGAUGUCAUUCCACAUCUCAGAACUGCAAAACCAGUUGUUAGCAAAUCAGAAGCCGAAUGAAGGUCAGCCUAGUAGUUUAUACAAUGUUUACGUACGAAAUCGCCUGCUGAAUAUGAUUGCGAACUUCUUAUCUCAUUCUAGUCCACAACUGAACCAACAUAUGGCAGAUCAGAUAGUCCGGGUGCUGGGGUUUGACUGGGUGUAUUGUCUCCUCUCUCCUGGAAUCCACUCGGGAACUGUCUUCUUGGCGCUGAGAAUUCUUCUCGGUUUGUUAGCACAUCCACCAUUGCUGGGUAAGUUCCGUGAAGGAACAGCUAAUGGUGGUUGGCUGACGGAUGCGGAUUCUGUAGUAAGGAACAGAGCAGCUGUGGUUCUCGGUUUCUCCGUUUCUGCUCAUGGUGGCUCAGUUGGCAGUAAGAUUGAUAUUAAUCCAGAGUUACAAAACUGCGCAGGCUUUGCUGCUCUUGAACAUCUAAUGGCUGCUCAUGCAGACAAACCUCAUGCUUAUUUAGCAAUGUUAGCCCUGUUAGUUGGACAGGUAAUUUGA
Messenger RNA from Strongylus vulgaris, 2085 nucleotides. Lineage: Eukaryota; Metazoa; Nematoda; Chromadorea; Rhabditida; Strongylidae. The record is from the annotation of a GenBank genome assembly.